UGGCAUAGAGGAGCCGGUUCCGGGAAAACCCUCCCCGUUAUCUUUCUUUUGCCCCUUUCAACUCCGGCGAUGCUCCUCCUCUACUGCCGCCCCUUCCCCUCUCCCUGCCCUCCACUCCGCCGCCUCCUACGAUGCCGCUGCACCUGUUCUUCCGCCUCCUCCCCCAUUGUUCCGUACCACCAAUCCUUCGCCCGUCGCAUGGCCCUCGCAGGCAUCCACCCCCACCACCGCAUUGGACUCUUACUUGCUGCAGAUUCCUGUUUUCUUGCAGCGGUUGGGGUCUCGGGUGGGCCGGACUCUAUGGCGCUGUGCGUGCUGACGGCGGCUUGGAAGAAGGCGGCGAAGGGCGGGUCCGGGGGAUUCGUGGAGGGGCUCCUGGGGGUCGUGGUCGACCACGGGCUGCGGCUCGAGAGCGCCGACGAGGCGCAGCUAGUGCGCGACCGGGUGCACGGCAUGGGUGUUAUAUGCGAGAUUGCCAGAUGUGAGUGGCCUAAUGGGCGGCCAAAGCUAGGGCAUCUGCAAGAGGCAGCCCGCGAAAUGAGGUACCAAAAACUGUUGGACAUUUGUAUAAAGCAGCAAAUAGGAGUGUUGCUUAUUGCACACCACUCUGAUGACCAGGCAGAGCUCUUUGUUCUGAGAUUAUCUCGCAACAGCAGGGUUCUAGGUCUUGCUGGUACAGCCUUUGUGUCCCAAUUGUUUGCACCUAAUUUAAAAUAUGAUGGACAUAAUUUUUGUCGUUAUGGCAUCCUUCUUGUUCGGCCCAUGCUUGACUUUUCAAAAGAUGACAUGUAUAAGAUAUGUCAAGGAAGUAAUCAUUUGUGGGUUGAAGAUCCAACAAAUAAUAGUAUGCAGUAUGCCAGGAACCGCAUUCGAGCAUCUUUGAGAUGUUUAUCCACAGAAGGUACCUUUCAGUCAGAACUUCAGAAACUGAUAUACGCAUGCCGGUUGACACGAGCGUGUGUUGACAAUGCCUGCAGUAUGGCUGUCAAGCAGUCUAUCACAAUAACGGAGUAUGGGUAUGCUGUCAUUGACCUAGAAAAACUUGAUGCGCAAAAUGUUGAUGAUCUUUCUCUUUCACAAUAUUUAGCUUGUGUAUUACAGUUUGUUUCACAGAGGCACAGGCCAAUCCGUGGCAGAUCUGCUCAAUUGUUCAUGGACUACAUCCGUAAUACACCUUGCAAGGGUGCCCUUACUGUAGCUGGUUGUUACCUUUGUGCUUUUCCGAAGUCUAAAGGUACAAAAGUACUAGUCUGUUCCUCUGUUGACUCGAUGGAGUCAUUUUCUGUUGAGAUGUCCUACAAGUGUUCCUAUGAAGAACAGCCUUCACCAGUACCUGAGAUUGAUCAGAUAGCACGUGAAGCACGCGUACACUCCAACGAAUUUCUACAGUGCUCAAGCAUACCUUUUGUGAAUUAUAGUUCUUCUACUGAUGUUCUGAAUAGAGCAAAGGAUCACAAUAUAAUAGGUGAUUUUGUGUUAGAAAAACUCCUUUACCUGCAGACAGAAGAGCAUCAGAAAUUUUGUGCAACAAAACAUAAAAAUGAAGAACAAUACUUGGAGAAAACAAACUUUCCUGAUGUGAAAGUUCUUUUUCUCUGGCCUGGUGAAACAUGUCACUUUAUGAGCAAGUUCUUGAUUACAUGGAAUGCUUUGGAGGUUGUUCCAAAUGGAAUAUGCUCACAAGACAGUAAAAACCUCCUAUGCCAGCAUUGUGCAGUGAAUCAGGACGGAAGUCUUGCAGUUCGUCACAUGUUUGAUACCGAUUGGUUGUUCCUUGCUGAAGUUUCUAAAAUCCGCUCAAUGGAAGAGAAUCAGAAUGUCUCAAAAGUUUCCAAUAAUAAAUUGGAGGAUGAUGUACUCCUGAAGCACUCUAGAUAUUUACAGUUAUCAGCAAUGAAAGCUCUUGAGGUCCUGAAAUCUAUUCCAGCUUCUGCAAGACGAACACUGCCAGUACUGACCAAUUCUCAAGGUGACGUACUGAGCAUACCAAGUAUUGGCUUCCAGUGUUGCCCAAGCCUGUCAAUCAAAGCAUUAUUCCAUCCAAGAGUGCCACUUGGUGGGGGAUACACUUCAUAUUUAUGAUGGCUCGAGUUUUAUUUUUGGCAAAAAAAGAGGACUUAUCAAGGACAUUGAGAUAUGAGCAACUGCCAGUAUUUCAGAAAUACUAUUGGUGUUGAAUUGCUACUGUCUGAACCUUGGCAACUCUGGGCGUGGUAAAUGAAUGAUUGCACGCCACAGUAUUGUGCAGACCGAUGGGGAACUUGGGCUGCUGUAGAGAAUAUGCCUGUUCAUAUUGUAGAGGAAGACCAUCUUUUGGCUCAAUAGCUGUAACUUAUGAACGAGUUGCAUCGAGAUUUAAGGUGUGCAAGAGCUACAAACAUAUGCUAACCAGCUUGAAAUUAGGAUGGGAAUUGUACUAAAUGAUAAUAUCCAGUGGCGGUGAUGAAUCACUACAUCAAUUACAGGUGAAGUUGGUCUGA
Molecule: messenger RNA, 2480 nt
Organism: Triticum aestivum (bread wheat)
Lineage: Eukaryota; Viridiplantae; Streptophyta; Magnoliopsida; Poales; Poaceae
Exons: 12
Coding region: 70-2082 (670 amino acids)
Biological process (GO): tRNA processing
Molecular function (GO): ligase activity, forming carbon-nitrogen bonds; ATP binding
Source: RefSeq, a predicted model, not a curated record